Molecule: messenger RNA, 1456 nt
Organism: Striga asiatica
Lineage: Eukaryota; Viridiplantae; Streptophyta; Magnoliopsida; Lamiales; Orobanchaceae
Source: the annotation of a GenBank genome assembly
GUCGAUCGGAGUAUUUUGCAUUACCAUAGUCCAUGCUUAAUUUUUCCAUAAAAUUUUCUAUUAUUAUUUUAACAUUUGAAAUGGUAUUGCAAAUAAGGAUGCUGACAUUGAUAUUAUUUUACUGAUAACUGNUAAAAUUCUUUAGCCCUUUUACAAUUUUAUUGGGUCUCUUUUUUUUUUUAAGAAAAAGAGGUGAUGUCGAUUCUUGAGCGCGAUGGGAUUGACGGGCUGAUGUUUUCGGACAAUGGUACUAAAACGAAUUUUGAGAAGAUUAUUAUUGAUACUGAUCCUGGCAUUGAUGAUAGCAUCGCAAUACUAAUGGCAUUUCAGUCACCUGAUUUGGAGAUAUUAGGAUUAACAACAACAUUUGGCAAUGUUACUACAGAAGCUGCCACGCGUAAUGCAUUGAUUCUGUGUGAGCUUGCUGGACGUCCAGAUGUGCCCGUGGCAGAGGGAAAUCCUGAACCAUUGAAGAGAGGACCACCACGUAUUGCAGACUUUGUUCACGGCUCAAAUGGAUUGGGGAAUAUCUCCAUUUCUCCUCCAAAAUCCAAGAAAUCCGAAAAAUCGGCAUCUGAAUUUUUGGUUGAUAAAAUCUCUGAAUAUCCCGGUGAAGUUUCUAUACUUGCAUUGGGACCCCUUACAAAUCUCGCGCUCGCUAUAAAGAGAGACUCCUCCUUUGCAUGCAAAGUGAAGAGAAUUGUGAUACUUGGCGGGGCUUUCUUUGCUUUGGGAAAUGUUAAUCCUGCUGCCGAAGCAAAUAUAUAUGGAGACCCAGAAGCUGCAGAUAUUGUGUUCACUUCGGGGGCAAAUAUCGACGUUAUUGGCAUAAAUAUCACAACCCAAGUCAAAAUGACAGAUGUGCACCUAGACGAGCUCAAGAAAUCAAAAGGACGGUACGCGAAGUUCAUAUGUGAUAUUUGCAAGUUUUAUCGAGACUGGCAUGUGAAGUCCGAUGGCAUAUAUGGAAUUUUUCUUCACGAUCCUGUGAGUUUUGUGGCGCUAGUGAGACCCGAUUUAUUUACUUUUAAGAAAGGAGUUGUUAGGGUUGAGACACAGGGCAUUUGUGUCGGGCAUACACUUAUGGACCAAGGAUUGAAGAAAUGGAACUCAAACAAUCCAUGGUCAGGCUUUUCUCCAGUUUCAGUAGCUUGGACAGUUGAUUCUCAAGAAGUACUUAAAUAUGUGAAUGAGAUUUUAAUGAAGCCCUGAUGCUAAUUAAUUAUGAUUUAAAAAAAAAAAAAAAAAAAAAAAACUGUGGAAAUUUGUGAAAUUGAUUUCUUAUGAUUGGAACAUCAUUUGGACAUUUUCCAUGUAACUGAAUCAGUUCUAUGGAAUAUGUUGGUAAUUAUUCAACACUUUCUUAAUUACUUUCAUGUUCUUGGGAUGCUUGAUUCAUCACAGUUGUGUUUGUUUGUGAAGAAAAAUGGGACAAGUUCAGUUCCAUUAACAAAUU